Messenger RNA from Anopheles nili, 375 nucleotides. RefSeq lists its product as uncharacterized. NCBI's taxonomy places the organism in Eukaryota, Metazoa, Arthropoda, Insecta, Diptera, Culicidae. Gene Ontology annotation, cellular component: ciliary basal body; centrosome. The transcript has a single exon. Bases 1 to 318 code for a protein of 105 amino acids. The record is from RefSeq and is a predicted model, not a curated record.
AUGUCAGAAACGGCUGCACGAUUGCAAUCCCAUAACCAAGAAAUUGUUAAAUGUCUCGAUCUGCUUCGCAGACAGCAAACGGCCCUCGAAAAACAGAUAGCUACGAAGGAAAAGGAAAGGAACACACUGUGCAGUGAAAUGGAGAAAAUGCAGCAAAUGCUGGAUAAAUUGGAAACUUCUAUGGCACAAGAUACACAGCAAUUGAACGAAUGCACCAAGCGGCUAACGGAAACUGAAAGCGGAUUCACAAAAGUUGUAGACACCUUACAAUUGCUGGUGAUGUCCGUUAAGGAUAAUCCCAAAACGGAAACAGAUUGAAUAACGCUUUGAAUACAGAUAGGUUGAGGAUAAUUGUAACAAAUAUCGGAGUUAAGC